Molecule: messenger RNA, 2870 nt
Organism: Seriola dumerili (greater amberjack)
Lineage: Eukaryota; Metazoa; Chordata; Actinopteri; Carangiformes; Carangidae
Gene: ryk
Product: receptor-like tyrosine kinase
Exons: 16
Coding region: 454-2343 (629 amino acids)
Biological process (GO): axonogenesis; protein phosphorylation; positive regulation of kinase activity
Cellular component (GO): signaling receptor complex
Molecular function (GO): protein kinase activity; ATP binding
Source: RefSeq, a predicted model, not a curated record
CUGAGAUAGUGAGGAAAAGGCAACGGGAGGAAAGACCAUGGAGGGAGAAAGCUGGAUGUAUUAGCUAGUUUGCUACUAAGGGGACCUUUUUUUCCUUCUUUCACUUUAGCCUGAAAAAAUACAAGCGCCUCAAUGUGGCGGUAUCCGGUGUGUAUUUUAUGUGCUUGGAAAACGUCGUAAAUCUCCCGAACGUUCAAACAUUCAACGGCAGUCUGACCGCGGACGGUUAGCACAGCCCGACUAAAGUUAGCCUGCCCCGGCUAACUUAGCUUCUCUCGGCUAGCAAGACAAGACAAAAACAGGCUAAGUGGAAAGGGAGUUAAUGCUACAAGUGGCGCUGUGGCGUAAAGUAACUAGUAAUGUUGCCUCCUGGGAUUAACUUCAGAUACGGAUGAGAAAGAAUUCGGCGACCGGGGAACACCGAGAACAACUGUGAGCCAGAGGACCACUGCUAUGUUGGGGUUGAUUCACGGCUCUGGCAGCCCGUCUGAGUCCCGAGGUUGGCCACACUCGGUGCUGUGGAGGCUUGGGGGUUUCUUCUUCCUCCUGCUGCUGGAAGGGUCCGGCUGCCUCGCCAGCCCGAGCAGCACCGUAGGCGUCAACAACAACAACCAUCCUAGCGUCAACAUAUACAUGAGUGUGGAGGAGGUGAAGAAGCUUUUGGGUCUGGAUGCAGAGCUUUACUACGUGCGAGAUGAUGUGGUGAAUCAUUAUGCGCUGUCCUUCACCCUGCCCGUGCCCAGCGAGACCAACAGCCUCCACUUCACAUGGCAUUCCAAGACAAAAGUUGACUACCGGCUUGGCUUCCACGUGGAGAACCCUGUUGCCAUGAAUCAACCGCGGAGCAACAUCUCCAGUCAGGGGGAGAUGCCAAGUGAUCCCUCCGUCUUUAGAGUGGACCUCUUUUGUUCCGGCAAGGUAGAUGGAGAGGCUGUUGUGACAGUGCAGCUCAAUCUGACCAUUCAUGCCAACAACUACACAGUGCUCAACUUCAAGAGGAGGAAAAUGUGCUAUAAGAGAAUAGAUUCUGACCCAAAGAUUCCCAUUCCUCUCAACAAUAACACUCUUCAGCGGCCUGACUUAGAUGGCGUCACCACCCCCACCAGCUCCACUCAGGUGUUCUACAUAAGCGUGAGCGUCUGCUGCAUUGUCAUCUUCCUCGUGGCCAUCAUCCUGGCCAUCCUGCACCUGCACAGCAUGAAGAGAGUGGAGAUGGAGGACAGUGUGAGUGACAGUGGGAGCUCGCAGGGCCUGUCGCAGCCAUCCACCCAGACCACACAGUACCUGAGGGCUGACACUCCAAACAACGCAGCCCCUGUCACAAACAAUCACCCUGGUUCUGCACCCAUACUCCAGCUUGCUGCCUCCUCCUUCCAAAACCCCGGUGCUCCCCCUCAUGAAACCAAAAGCUACCCAUCUCUCCGUAUAGAGAAGAAUGACCUGAGGAGUGUAACUCUAAUGGAGGCCAAAGCUAAAGUGAAAGACAUCGCCAUCUCAAGGGAGAGAGUCACACUGCGAGAUGUCUUGCAUGAAGGGACGUUUGGCCGCAUCUUCCACGGCGUGCUGCUGGACGAAAAGGACCCCACUAAGGAAAAGCAGGUCUUUGUGAAGACGGUGAAAGAUCAUGCGUCUGAGGUGCAGGUGACCAUGAUGUUGACUGAAAGUUGCAAACUACGUGGACUUCAUCAUAGAAACCUAUUGCCCAUAAGUCACGUGUGCACGGAGGACGGAGAGAAGCCGAUGGUGCUGUUGCCUUUCAUGGCUUGGGGGAAUCUCAAGCUGUUCCUGCGGCAGUGCAAGCUAGCUGAGGCUAACAACCCGCAGGCGAUCUCUCAGCAAGACUUGGUUUAUAUGGCCAUCCAGAUUGCAUGUGGAAUGAGCUACCUGGCUCGCAGGGAGGUCAUACACAAAGACCUCGCCGCCAGGAACUGCGUCAUUGACGACAACAUGCAGGUGAAGAUUACAGACAAUGCCCUCGCUCGAGACCUAUUUCCCAUGGAUUACCACUGUCUAGGGGACAAUGAGAACCGGCCUGUUCGCUGGAUGGCUCUGGAAAGCUUGCUCAACAACGACUUCUCCAGUGCGAGCGACGUGUGGGCCUUCGGAGUGACCCUGUGGGAACUGAUGACCCUGGGUCAGACCCCCUACGUCGACAUUGACCCUUUCGAGAUGUCGGCCUACCUGAAGGAUGGGUACAGAAUAGCACAACCCAUCAACUGUCCAGAUGAACUGUUUGCAGUGAUGGCCUGUUGCUGGGCCCUGGACCCCGAGGAGAGGCCCAAGUUUCAGCAGCUCGUCCAGUGUCUCACAGAGUUCCACGCAGCGUUGGGCGCUUACGUGUGAAAGAGAGCUUCUUUUUGUUUUGUUUUUGUUUUUGUUUUUUCCUUCGAGAAGAGCGACAUUAAAAGGCCGGUGGACACUAUUCGCAAGGAAUACACGUAGGAAAUUGUGCCUUAUCAGAUGAACGAGCAGACCUGCGCCCAAUGAUUUUAUUCUGUACAGUCUUUUGGAGUUUUUAUAUAGAUAAUUUACCUUUUUACAGCAUAGCAAAGUGAAAAGGAUUCUUUGUUGAAUAUUGUUGCGUAUGCUUUGAAAGCCUCUAGAAAAAUGGCAAUCAACGGUGUUCCACCUUUGCCCCCGAGGACCCCGAACUGUGGAAAGUUGUCCUCAUCUACACACAACAUCAACGCAUUUUUGUGCCAUUUUUUUUUUUAAUUCAGAAGAUUCAGCCGACCUGGUUUUAAAGACAGUAUUUUCUACAGCUUUGUUACUUAGUGAAACAGUGUAAAUUGUAGAUGUGAUGUGGAUGAGAGUUAACUCUACAGCAGAAGGAUUUAGGUACCAAAGUAGACUUUUAAAAAACAAAAAAA